Mollisia scopiformis is the source of this 1725-nucleotide messenger RNA. Its product is annotated as acid protease. Gene Ontology annotation, biological process: proteolysis. Gene Ontology annotation, molecular function: aspartic-type endopeptidase activity. NCBI's taxonomy places the organism in Eukaryota, Fungi, Ascomycota, Leotiomycetes, Helotiales, Mollisiaceae. The record is from RefSeq and is a predicted model, not a curated record. Bases 256 to 1503 code for a protein of 415 amino acids. The transcript has 4 exons.
CCAUAAUUUGUCAAUUCCGCGAGUUGGCCCGGGGCCAGAAAGACAGCAUGGGCUCCGACUGACAAACGAGCGGGCGAAUGAGAAGCUUUGCCAAGAUGUAGCCUCGUAUGAAGAUCUGCAAGGCUCAGCAUAGGAGGAUGUUCAAAAAUAUCUUCUGUCAAUCUGGUGUCGAGUUAUAAAGAGGACAAGAUGGCGUUCUCCAGCAAGCAUCAAGCACAGACUCUUUUUUUUGACUACUUUCUCUCUUCGUUCAAAAUGUUGUUUUCGUCAUUAGUUUCAAAUUCUCUUUUCGCAUUGACGGCAUGCUCGACGGCCACAGCAAGUCGGAUACCAUUGUCGAAAAGAAAUCUUCACCGCCGAGAUGCUUCUGCAGUAGGAGCAAUUUCAAGCUCCGGGGGUUUCUGGUUUGGUGAUUUUGCUGUGGGAGGUUCUUCGUCGUUGAACAUGUUGAUCGAUACUGGUUCUGGAGACGUCAUUGUAAAUGCAGGCCUCUACAAACCAUCAAGCACUUCGAAAAGCAUUAACGCAACCUUCGACAACACAUACGCAACGACGUCGAGUGAUGGGACAGGAACUGGAGAUGUCGUGGGAAUCCUUUACAUGGACCGAGUGAGCUUCGGUACCUUGAGUGCCACUCAAAUGGUUGGAGAAGCAACAGGCGCUGCCAUGAUCCCGAGCGAUGGCAUCGUUGGUUUCGCAGGCAAAAUGUUCUGGCAGUUUCCGGACAACUCGACCUCGUUUAUGCAAACACUCUGCACUCAGGGAAAGGUCUCCGAAUGCCGCUUCGGUCUUGCUCUCGCGAAUGAGAACAAUGGGUCUCUUAUUAUGGGCCAGCUGGACACAGAUAUGUAUACUGGAGACCUGGCUGUGGGGCCCAUUUAUCAAACAGGAUGGGCUACUAAGAUGGAUCUGGCAGUCAACGGUACAAUUGUGACUCGAGAUAUCAGCGUCGAGUUAGAUAGUGGUACUGCAACUAUCCUAGGGCCAAUAGAAGAUGUGAGCAGCAUUUUCGAGGCCAAUGGGAUUAAAGGCGUGCUGUCCAAUAGCUCUUCUGGUCUGCAACUGACUGGGUACUUUCCAUGUGAUAGUCCUCCAAAUAUUGGCUUCUCCUUCCCAUCUCAAACGAACGCAUCGACAGCCGUCGGCACAAUCAGCAAGAACAGCACAAUCUUCGAUAUUCCUGCGAAUACAUGGGCUGCGGUUGACAAUGGGAACAAUAACUGUACAGCAAUCUUGGGCGGCCAGGACGUUGCUGCCUUCCCUGGACUAUGGGUCGUAGGCCAACCUUUCUUUCAAGGCCGCUAUCUCGACCAUAAUCUAGCCGAAAGUACGAUUGGAAUUGCAACUCUGAAGACGUCCAGCAACGCGACGACGACCGUGAGCCCGACUUCGAGCCCCACCCCCGAAGCGACGACGACAACUAGCGGAGCGACUCCAAGAGGUGGAAUCCAGCGAGGGGCAUUGUUUGGCCUGCCACUUAUGGUUGCUUUCUGCAUGUUGUAGCUUGAAGGCUUGAUAAGCAGAAUGUAGGAAUAUUUGAAAAUAGACUGUACAAUAGACAGGAUUGACUACUAAAAAGCGACGGCGAUGCAAGACUGUUUUCGGCAGGAGAAAGUAAUGCAACAAAUAUCUCUUCGAAACAUGAUGCAACGUGUUGAACCCGAGCGAGACUGGAUCCAUUGUUCGGAUAAUGGGCAUUUCCACGAGAUGGCGAACGAGGAUGGC